Messenger RNA from Pseudomyrmex gracilis, 1039 nucleotides. RefSeq lists its product as uncharacterized. Bases 116 to 553 code for a protein of 145 amino acids. Lineage: Eukaryota; Metazoa; Arthropoda; Insecta; Hymenoptera; Formicidae. The transcript has 4 exons. The record is from RefSeq and is a predicted model, not a curated record.
AUGAUACAGUCAGUCAUAACUCUUACCUUAAACGUGUCGCCACGUAUACGAAAGCGUAUAAUUCAUAGUGCUUAAAUUGUAGAGUGUGAUAAUCGGUUUUUGUUUGAGAAUUACAAUGCCGGGAUACAGAUGGGUCAGAUGGCCGACGCCUUAUCACGAACGUCAUAUGUUAAUCACCAUCGGCAGAGACAUGGACGGCAUGAAUCUUGUCGUUGGACGAGCCCAUCAUCAGGGUGACAUGUUGCCUGCGAAAGUAAAGCCGGAUCACGGCGUUGCUUACGUGUGCCACGGAGGUAACGAGCACGUAAAACACGACUUCGAGGUACUGAUGCCCGCCCAUUUCACCUGGGUUCAAUCGAGUCACGGUCAUGUACCGGAAAACGCGGUUGAAGGUGGCAGAACCUCGACCGGGGAAACGCUUUACGUCGGCCGUACUUUUCACAACGGCGCGCCUUGCGUAGGAAAGAUUCAGAGAAGUCACGGUGUUUUGUACGUUCCAUUUGACGGGAAGGAAAUACCACACAGGGAGUACGAGGUUUUGGUGCAAUAUUAAAUCCCGUUUACAAUAUUCUUGCGUGAGAAUAUUUCGAACAAACUUCUAAAACUAGAACCAUGAGAGAUUGUCAAAUAACGAGAUCAUCAUUUGCAAAAUACUGUGAAAACGUAAAAAUUCGCGUUCCUGAAAACAAAGACGGAACGCAAAUAUAUGAAUUAUCACGGAAAUAAAAGUUUUGCUAUCAAAAGCGGCUAGCAAAAAAGUGUUGAGAGUCUACUGAAUUUUUUUCUUACUGAAUGUUUCAUCAACAAAACAUUUUUGUUAACAAAUCGAAAAUCUCAAUAGACUUGGCAACGGUUUUUUUUUGCUGGUCGUAAAGUAACCAAUUACUUGCUAUUCUAACAAAUCAUUUUGUUUUCUGUGAUCAGGACGUUCUAUUGUGAUUUUUUAUUUAUAUAUAUAUGAGUGUAUUUGAAAUAAAGUAACAAACGAUGUGUUAUAUACAACUUAGAUGGAAAAUUAAAAAUUCAAGAUAAGCGAUAA